Messenger RNA from Talaromyces marneffei, 2598 nucleotides. RefSeq lists its product as uncharacterized. The coding region runs from base 1 to 2598 and encodes 865 amino acids. The record is from RefSeq and is a predicted model, not a curated record. Lineage: Eukaryota; Fungi; Ascomycota; Eurotiomycetes; Eurotiales; Trichocomaceae. The transcript has a single exon. Gene Ontology annotation, molecular function: protein binding.
AUGCUCCGUCAGCUAAUCCAGGGAGCUGGGCGAUUGCACUACCAGGCUGGCUCCUUUAAGUUUUCCAUCGCAAAGACACCGGUCUCACUUCGCUCGUUCUCCGCCACCACAUCGCAAGCCAUCCGAUAUGGCGGACCAAACGACAAAGUUCGCAUCUUCGAGCAGCCUUCAAGGUCGAGUACUAAGAGAAUCGAGAUAGAUCCGGAUGCUGAAGCCGCCGAUGAGCGAAAAGAGUUGGAAAUCGAGUUGACAAAGUUGGACACGGAACUAGAAGAGCUCAAAAGGGGUCCGUUUACUGAAGAUGGCCCAUUCAUACAGAGCUUGCCAGAGAAAGAUCGAGCUGUCGCUAUUGAGGCCAUACGAAAAUUUGAGGCUAAACAUGGCAAAGACAGCGGUAACUUCGACCUUGGGCAGAUAUUCGACAAGGAACUGGAUGAUAUGAUCAAGGAAGAAUUCGAGCAGAUGGCCAAGGAAGAAGAAGAUAUUUUUGACCCUACGAAGCCUCUAGAAUCGGAUUCUCCUGAAGGCGAUUUAUCGCCUAUGCAUCCUUACGAACUUCGAUUCCACAAGCAACUUGAACUACAUUUGGACGAGUCUGAGAGAGCAAGCAUUAAGGAACUUUGGAAAUGGUAUCAACGAUGUAGAGAUUCUAUUCCAUCUUUUUUACAGAAUCUGGAACCGGAAAUAUGUCAGUUAUUGUGGAAGAUACAGCUGCGCCAAACAGCGCUUCCCACUCGUAUGGCCCAUGUACGAACGCUCGUCGAAGACUUCAAUUCAGUCGGGAAGGGACUUUUGCCUAAUCAAGUCCUUGAAUAUAUUGAUGUACUGCAUGACGGGGGCGAUAUUGAAGAAGCGUUGCAGCUAUGGGAAGAAUCGCAGGCGAUUAUCAGUCAAGGAGAGGGCGAUAUUGAUGCCUACUGGAGUACAGGCGUCCGGCUAUUUGCGGCACAUGGCGAUCCACAGAGAGCUCAAGACAUUGCAUUUGCGUUUUUGACAAGUGAUGGAAGCCGAAAUGCUCGCAUACUUAUCCCAAUAGCCACGGCAUGGACAAAGCAACCCGAUUCUCAGGCUGCUACAAAAGCAUGGGCCAUAUACCUUCAACUCAAGACUUUAUUGGGUUCCGAUAUGAAAAUGGAAGACUACGAUAUACUAAGUACUUCAUUUUUGAACGAUGGCAAAAUCAGCCUUGCCUUAGCUGUUUUCAAAGAUAUGAUGAUCACAGGGAAAGAUCCGGCGAACGAUUCUACAGCAAUUUUCCAGAGAGCUAUCGGUCUUACGGGCCGUUUACGGCAAUCGAACAUUAAGGAGGAAGUUGUUAACAAAAUAUCCCUGUCCGCUCUUACUUUCCUACCUCGUCGGUUGCAAAACAAAUUCUUCUACGCUAGUUGGAUGAAGAAGCUUAUUGGCAUGGGUGAAGUUGACUCUGCUGCGGCUGUUGUCGAACUCAUGUUCGAGAGAGGCGUGAGACCAGAUGCAAUCCAUCUGAAUGGCAUAAUCGGAGGUUGGCUCCGAAAUGGAAGCCCUUCGUCUAGAGACAAGGCUGAACAGCUCGGUUGGUCCAUGAUUCAACACCGGAUUGAUACUGUGUGGAGUAGGAUACGACAUUCAGCAGAGUUGACGAAGCCGUCUGUGCCCGAGCUCCCAGCUGAUAGCCGUGUGCCGAAAUUCCUGAAGAGAAAGCUUCCUCCUGCAAACAUUGAGACAUUUUCGAUCCUGCUUCUUCAUUACACGCGUCGCGGAGACGAUGACAUGGUCAAAUAUUUGAAUAAAUGUCUCGGAGAUGCACAAAUCCGACCCAACUCCUACUAUAUGAACCAUCUUUUAUACGCCGAACUUCGCAAGCAGCGAAUCAAUAGUCUCUGGGAGAAGUUUCAACUUUUGGCUAGAGAAGUAGCCCCUGACCUAGAGACUUUUGCCUGUCUGUGGGACUGCGGCAAACUUCAAUACGAUCGGUUCCGAACAGCAUACGCUACGAAGUUUCCCGAAGUGCGUCAACUUUUUGCAAUCAUGAUGCGGUGGUAUUCCACUCUCGAUGCACGAAAGCAGACCAUUACCCGAGAAGAAUUUUCAAGAGAACUCUACGACCAAAUCAUCCUCUGUUUCUGUCUCUCGAAAGACUUGUGUGGGACUUUAGUUGCGCUCUAUGUAAUGAGGGAUCUAUUCAAAAUAUACCCAGACGAAGGCACAGCCCGCAUGCUGAUACUACAAAUUGCUCGAAUAGCUGGAAAUAUCAACAUUGAUGACAAGGUCGGCCCUCCAGACACUUCAAGGAGAUCUCGGGUCCGAGCACGACGACGCCUGUCUACCACACCACAAUCAAAAGAGAACAUUGAACAAGUUAAAAACAUCCUCGCUACUCUACAAACUAAAAAGGCAUCAAUACUCCAGGCCCAGGGUAUUGAUGUCGAGCACCUCGGCGAACAAGACCGGAAGCAAUACCAAUUAGAGAUUCUGAGUGAACUUCUUGUCAUGGUGAUUGAGCGCACCGUCGUUGUCCCCGCUGGUUCGGAUCAAGUGAAAACUCAGAUUGUUGCUACCAUACAGGAGAUGGGGGUUCCAAAUUUGGCGAUUCGAUUUAAUCAUCAGUCGCUGCAGUGA